Lottia gigantea (owl limpet) is the source of this 1669-nucleotide messenger RNA. RefSeq lists its product as hypothetical. The transcript has 11 exons. The coding region runs from base 122 to 1312 and encodes 396 amino acids. The record is from RefSeq and is a predicted model, not a curated record. NCBI's taxonomy places the organism in Eukaryota, Metazoa, Mollusca, Gastropoda, Lottiidae.
UUGCAAUAAAUCCUUGACAUUUCAAUUUCUAUUUCAAAAAUGCAGAUUACGGUAGAUUAAGGAAUUGAUAACAAUUUAGGUCAUUACGAUAAUCGGUAUUAGAUCACAAGUAACAGAUAAGAUGGAUUGGAAGUUAUGUAUAGUUGGUGUGGUAGCACUGUGUAGUCAGCUAACUCUAAUACAAGCCAGAUUAGAUAUUCCUGUCUUUAUUACCAAUGGUUCUUAUUAUGAAGUUGGGUUUAGUGUUGGAAAACAUUUUAAAACAAACAUUCAAGACUUCUAUUCCCUACAAAAACUGAUAGAGACCAAAUAUUUACCAUUUGUUCGAAGUGAAGCUGGACAAAAGAUUUUUGCAGGCUAUCUUUCAACAGUCCGUAAAUCUUACCCUCAAUAUUUAGAAGAAUUGAUAGGAAUUUCUGGUGGAGCUGAGAUUCCAUUUAUAAAGAUAUUUUCUAUGGCUAUACAUAAUGAACUGAACGCUCAUAUUGAUGGAGUGUGGAAAACCGAACAUUGUACUGAUGUUCAUGUUAAUAACCAAAAUCAGGUUGCUAUAGGUCAUAAUGAAGAUGCAGACCCACUUAUAAAAUCUAGAGGGUAUUUUGUCAAUGCUACGAUUAUUGAAGGAGGAAAAAUUCAAGAACAAUUUACAGCAUACACAUAUCCUGGUAAUCUACCAGGCAAUGCGUUUAGUUUUAAUAGUGCUGGUUUAGUUUUUACGUUAAAUGGUCUUUACCCAAAGUAUGUUGGAGAUAUGAAAAUACCUAGGAACUUUGUCAAUAGAGCAUUAUUAGCCCAGACAACACAAGAUGGUGUGGAGAAAGUUCUAUUGAGUGAUGGAAUUGGGAAUGCUUAUGCUUUCAGUUUGAAUUUUGCUGAUACAUCUAAGAAGACAACCUUUAACUAUGAAGUUAGUCCAGUCAAUAAAAGUACAUCAUUAGUUAGUAAAAUUAUUAUAAAUAGUAAAACUACACCUGUACAUGAUACUACUGGUUAUUACUACCAUUUUAACAAAUUUGAGCAUGCAGACACUGUUAAUAUCCCACAGUUUCCUAAAAAUAUUGUCAGUUCCAUUCACCGUCAGAAACGAACUAAACAACUUCCAAUACCUACAGAUAUUACUGGUAUUAAAAAUAUACUGGGGGACACCGGGGAUUCCCUCUAUCCUAUUUAUAGAACACCACGACCUUCAGAUGACACCUCAACAGUUGCUACAGCAAUAUUUGAUAUUACAAGAUGUAAAGUGAAUGUUUAUACAGAUAAUCCAAAAACUAGUAGUGGUCCAGUUUUAAAAUUCACUUUACCAAAAUGUUAAACUUUGCUUUACCCAAAUGUGUAAAAUUCACAUUUUCAUAUUUUGAUUAUUUUUAAUGUGAACUUAAUGAAAAGUAUUUUGUGUUCGUUUGAUGUUUUCGUUGUUAAAUGACAUAGAAGGACAUGUUUAAUUUUAAACGGUUAAAUUUUUAUUGUUGAUUUUUAUUGUUGAUAAUUUUAGGUACAAUUUUUUUGAAGAAUUGGAUAUUCAUUUGAAAUUAUUUUAAUUGAAGAUUUUUGUAAUUUUAAAAAAGUAUUAAAGAUGUUAUAUUUUUUUAGAUGAUUUUUGUUGAAAUGUUAUAUCACUCUUGUUAUGUUUAAGAUUUUACGGAUUGUUUUUCAAUAAAAUUAAAUUUUU